CUGCCAUAGAAACCAGCCUGCCAGGUCCGGGCCCGCGUCGCGCGGCGGUGGCCAUCCAGUCUCCUUUUCCCGGCUCCCCAGAGCCAGCCCCCGGCUCGGGAUUGGUCCUGUUCUGGACGCUGAGGGGCACUGGGCUCUGGUGGCGGAGCCUGGAGCCGACAGGCAGCUGGGUUUGCCACGGCCCUGUGGGUCAGAUCUGCUGCUCAUCACGGCUCGCAGAGCCUUAGGAGAGAGAGAGACCCAGACGUCUGCGCCCGGGGACACCCACGAGCCUGCUCCAGCGCCUGCCACUCUGCGCGCCUAGCCCGGCGGGCCGCACAGCGAGCUCCCCAGGCGGCCUCCCGACUGAGGGUGAGCUGUCAUCUGCCAAAUUUUCAGGACAGCUCAGGGCUUAGAAGAGGGCUCAUCUAAAUAAAGGCCGGCUAAAGUGACAUUGUGCAGAUUUAAUCCUCCGGCUGCCUGUGUGACCAAAGGCUGCUUUGCAAGACUCUUCCUUUCUGGAGUUCGGAUUAUUAAGUCCCCAGGGUCCUGCGACUUGACAGCAAGAAGAAACACAAAAUGAAGGCCAGCGAUGAGUACCCGCUGCAGGGACUCGGGGACCUCCCAGGGGCUUUUACACUCUGGAGUGCAAGACUGCCUGAUUACACAGGGAAAUAAAGCGGAGCCUUUGUCCCCCGUGGCAGCCACCUACCACACAGGGCAUCAGAUUCCGCCUCAGGAGGAGUUAUGGUAACUGGAUGUGCGUCUGGCUGUGCAGGGAGCGCUGGGAAACCCGAGGUCAGAAAGGGCCUGGAGUGAGGCCCCGCUGGGCUGUGCAAGCUCUAUCCAGCCACCCAGUCUUGCAAGGACUUCUUUUUGCUCUGCUCUCAGCACUCUCAGGGACACUGCUCCGGGAGACCUCAGCUCACAUCUACCUCCCUUGUGGCCUCUGCCCGUCCUCCAAGCCGCCCUGACAGUGGCUCUGGGCUGAGAUGGAGACGUGAGCCCGCAUGGACGAUGACUGCAGUGUUUGUGAAUGGAGGCGGCCUGGUGAACACACACUGGGACCGGUGGGACCGGAGGGACAGCGCGGAAAGCAGCAGCGGCCAGGCCGAGUGUGGCCAGGAAGGCGAGGAGGACCAGCCGCGCCAGCUGACCCCCUUCGAGAAACUGACUCAGGACAUGUGCCAAGACGAGAAGGUGGUGAGGGAGAUCACGCUGGGGAAACGCAUCGGCUUCUAUCGAAUUCGAGGGGAGAUCGGAAGUGGGAACUUUUCCCAGGUCAAGCUGGGGAUUCACUCCCUAACCAAAGAAAAGGUGGCCAUUAAGAUUCUGGACAAGACCAAGUUAGACCAGAAAACCCAAAGGCUGCUAUCCAGAGAGAUUUCCAGCAUGGAAAAACUGCACCAUCCCAACAUCAUCCGCCUUUACGAAGUCGUGGAGACCCUGUCCAAACUCCACCUGGUGAUGGAGUAUGCAGGAGGUGGGGAGCUCUUUGGGAAAAUUAGCACUGAGGGGAAGCUUCCUGAACCAGAAAGCAAGCUCAUCUUCUCCCAGAUCGUGUCCGCUGUGAAGCACAUGCAUGAAAACCAAAUUAUCCACAGAGAUCUGAAAGCAGAAAAUGUAUUUUAUACCAGUAGCACGUGCGUGAAGGUGGGGGAUUUUGGAUUCAGCACGGUAAGUAAAAAAGGCGAAAUGCUGAACACCUUCUGCGGGUCUCCGCCCUACGCCGCACCUGAACUUUUCCGAGAUGAACACUAUGUUGGUGUUUAUGUGGAUAUCUGGGCCUUGGGGGUCCUUUUGUACUUCAUGGUGACUGGCACAAUGCCAUUUCGAGCAGAAACCGUGGCCAAACUAAAGAAGAGCAUCCUUGAGGGUACCUACAGCAUACCCCAGCAUGUCUCAGAGCCCUGCCACAGGCUCAUCCGAGGAGUCCUUCAGCCCAUACCCACAGAGAGGUAUGGGAUCAGCUACAUCAUGAACAAUGAGUGGAUGCGUGGGGUGCCCUACCCCACCCCUUUGGAGCCUUUCCAACUGGAUCCUAAACAUUUGUCAGAAACCAGCACCCUCAAAGAAGAAGAAAAUGAGGUGAAGAGUACUUUAGAACAUUUGGGGAUUACAGAUGAGCAUAUCCGGAAUAACCAAGGGAGAGAUGCUCGAAGCUCCAUCACCGGGGUCUACAGAAUCAUUUUACAUCGAGUGCAAAGGAAAAAGGCUUUGGAAAGUGUGCCAAUAAUGAUACUACCAGAACCUAAAGAAAGGGACCUAAAGAAAGGGUCCCGUAUCUACAGAGGCAUCAGACACACAUCUAAAUUCUGUUCGAUUUUAUAAAUUAUAUCAGGCAGCUGGUAACUAACCAUGAACAAAGUUUCUGCUUUUAACUUUUCUCGUAGACAACUUGGAUGGAAACAUUUUUGUAAUUUUUAAAUAAAAUUUAAAUUUGAGAUAAUCAUGCCACCCCGUCCCCAACCAAAGUCUCUUAGCCUGGAUUCUGGCUUGACUUGGGAGUUUUGUUUUCUUGGGAGAAUAUUUUCAGCAUUCAUUUAUUUAACGGAGAAAUACAUGUCAUUAGCACUGUUUCAGGUGCGGAGGAAACAGCCAAAUCAGUCCCUUUCUCUUGCGUGUCGGAAAUUCUAAUAUGCAACAUAUACACUUGCUAGCAACUAUUUUUGUUUUUAAGAGGAAAAUGACAAAGAGUGGGAGAUGCCAUGCAGACUCCUCACAGGACUGUCUCAUUUUAGAAGCACGCCACUUUGGGGUAGACCUUUAAGGAGGGCCACUUUGAGUGAAUGACAGCGUGAGAGCUGAAGGAGUAGCCGCAGUGACUUGAAAAGGGCAAAGAUUGUGCCCAAUAGCCAGGAAUGUAAAUUAGAUCCCUCCGAACAGAACUGAUGACGAAGGCUUUUUCAUGUAGUUUAUUUGGAAGGUGACCCGACAGCAGAGUCGUGAGGGACAGAGGUACAGUAAUAGCUAACACAAAGACGUUACCAGAGUUGGCCAGUGGUAGAGGUGACUGCGGUUCACUCCCAAGGACCUUGAGAAGCAUUGUGUGCAUCGUAUCUCAAGGGUCUGCCCAAGGUAUGGAAGGGGAAAGAUAGAUCAGCCGUCAUUCACCUUUGGGCAAGGGUGGUCAGUGGCAUCACCUGCCCUCCACAUUUCCAGAUAAUGCUGUGUGAGUACCAAGUGGUUUCUUUGUACGUCUCAGGCCUCUGCACCACAGAAGCAUUAGAGCAGGAAGGAAAAGGUCACAGCAUUGGCGUGAGGCAGCGGGACUGCCAAACACGAUCGGUAAGAACCUCUUCAUCUUGCAUGGGAAUGGUUACUGCAUCAGUGGCUGGAGGAGGCAGCAUGGCCGGGAGGGCCUGAAGUGGUGCACAGAUGCUAACACAGCCUAUCUGGAUGCCCUGCUUCACAGGAAUCCCUCUGUUGAAUACAGUCCUGGGAGUGGGUGGUAGCUGGAGGACUCAACACAACGGUUGUGAGAGCUGUAAUGAAGGUUCUCAGACUCCAGCCAGCAGGAUUACUUACUUUGUUUGCCCAGACCAGCAGGUCCCACCUCCAGGCCUUUAGAUUCAGUGGAUCCUGGGGUGGGCAAGAGCUUUAACAAUCAGUGACUUAAAAGUUUGGUGUUCUUUCCAACAACCUAGGCUGAAGUAGAUGAACGGUUUGGGUUGCCAAGGGACAAGGAGGAUGUUUUCACGAGGAGCCCCAAUAAGGGCGCUUGUGAACUAGAAUCUAUGACUAGCAUGGCCUGUAGUUAGUCCUUGACACGGCGUUAAGAGAUUUGAACAACGUUCCAGGUGACGCUGAUGCUGUUAGUUAGGGGCCAAGUUUUGAGGCUCUCUGAGCUACAGUCAUUACUGCAUCCGGUCUGGAGGCUCUAACUGGGCUCUUCACUCCUUCCAUCAGCUACCCUGACUUUUCCUCACAUUUGACCAGCAUUUCAACUGGUUUAUGCCAUGAAAGGAUUCCAGUCCUCACUUGCCUUAUCCUUGGUAGACCAUAAUAGCUGUCAUUGCCUGCUCACAAUACCAUCAUUGGUUCCAAGAGUAAUGCACCAGCAUCUUUUGGGCUCCCAAUGCCUUCUUUAGCUCCUUAUAAUACUUUAGAGUCAAUUAUCCUCAUCAAUAUAACAAUUCCAUUUUUAUCCUGCUUGCCCACUGGCAUGGGUAGCCUAAAUGACCCUUAUUGGGGUUCCUAGUGAAAACAUCCUCCUUGCUCCCUGGGAACCCAAACUGCUCAUCUCCUUCAGACUAGGUUGUUGGAAGGAAUACAAAACCUUUAAGUCACUGGUUGUGAAAUGAGUCUCUCCCUUCCAGCCUCUGGUUCCCACACCUGUGAAUUUGAAUGGCAAAGGACAUAUAAGCCAUUAUUAAAGCAGUACACCAACCCUUCAGGUUACUAAUAGAUCUGGGCCUUAGGCCACUCAGGUUCUGUUUGCAGCUUUGAGGGCUAGGGUAGUGCAAGAGGAUUCUGUAGUCCUUGACACAGUGUUAUCAGAUAUGACAAUGACUCAAGUAUGCUCCAGGACAGCGGUUCUCAACUUGUGGGCUGUGACUCCUUUGAAAGGGUCCAAUGACCCUUACACGGGGGUUGCUUGCCUAGCACCAUCAGAAAACACAGAUAUUUACAUUAUGAUUCAUAACAGUAGCAAAAUUACAAUUGUGAAAAUAAUAUUAUGGUUGGGGAUCCCCCACAGCAUGAGGAACUGUAUUAAAGGGUCCCAGCAUUAGGAAGGGUGAGAACCACUGCUCUAGGAUCUAGCAUGAGUGUUUGGAUGACACACUGCGGGCAGGAAAUGCACACCCAUAGACUGAGCAGGUAUUUCCAAUGAGGAUGAAUUGCUGCUAUGUGUAUUCGAGUUGAUGACUGUGGAUCUGGCUAAUGUCCAGAUCACAACUUGGUGGUCCUGCUUGCUUGCCACCCAGUGCAUUUUGGAUGGCUUUCAUGAAGGCAUCAUCCUUGGGAUGUUUGUUCAGUCUUGCAUUAAUGAAUCCAAACAUUCAUAUCUCAUGGAGUUUCUCAGAAUUUCAAUACUGUUCUAGGGUGGUUCCACCACGGCCACCUCAUUUACCAUUUGUCACAGUCAGAGUCCAAACCUCAUAGCCACGUUGCAGAAUACUAAGACCAGCUUAGAUGGCCCCUCCGAAAGUCCUAGGUAAAUGUUCUCACAAUAAACUCUCCUAUGGCCCAUCUUAUAGUCCCCUGCCUCCACCUUUCGUGACACACUUAAGAUCCGCUUGCAUAUUUGCCCAAAUUGACAGUAUGUAUUAGCCAGCUUCCGCAGUCCCGCCAGUGUCUACCAUUUCCACAUAGACAAGGGUUGUAUUUCUCCACUUCGGCUGCGUUGAGACUUCACUUGGCUCUUGCUCUGGCAAACAAUUGGAAACAUCAGGACAGGAUCUGGAGGCCAAGUGUCAUUACACAGGGAUCUGUCUCGGAAGUCCUGGCAGCGUCUGGACAAGGAGCUGUCCUUGCCCACCAGAGGAAACCAGUUUCGCAGCCUCCCCACCCUCACCUACUGUGCCCCGCCCCCCCUUUGCUUGAAGAUCCGUCCCUCUGCCUUCCUCUCAAACCCUAACUUUCAUAAAGGAGAAUGUUGACAACUCAGCAUUCUCCAACCCUCAGAUGUUGGAGUUCCCCUUAUGCGUGCUUUUAAAGACGUCCGACUUUUAGUAUGCCUUUAAUUGACGGGUGACUGACUUGGGGCUAUCAUUUUGUUGUUUCCCAGGCUUCCUAAGUAGGUAGUAAAAGCUGGUCAAACUCAGUGUUUAUCUUGGGCCCCCAUCUUGUUCAGGUAGCCACAGGAUCCAAUGCUUUGUCCUCCUCCUCCACCUACAGAUGACAAGUCUUAGUAGUGAUGGUUGAUCCUGUGUGUCACAUGUUUCCAUAACCCUGCUUGCCACCACCACAUUCAUGUCCUCCGUGUUUCAACAAUCCCUUUGCCUGGGAGAUUCUAGCCAGCCUCUUACUUCUCACGGAAAAGUGUGUGGGAACAAGGUGAUGCCACAGGAAUCCACAAGCCUCGGUGUUGGUGAAGAGUGCUUGUUCCUGAUAAAAGAACUAGCUAGCACCCAGCUUUAGGAAAAAGCCUGAUAAAUUUGUAAUCCUUUUCAUCAAAUUGAUGCCUUAACAGAAAUAAUUAUGCACAAAGAAUCUCAGGUCAACGAAUGCUUCCUGCAAUCAAGGACAAAACAAAACAGAAAAACAGAGGAACCUUAAACUUAAGAGCAGCCCUUCGCCGGGCGGUGGUGGCACACGCCUUUAAUCCCAGCACUCGGGAGGCAGAGGCAGGCGGAUCUCUGUGAGUUCGAGGCCAGCCUGGACUACCAAGUGAGUUCCAGGAAAGGCACAAAGCUACACAGAGAAACCCUGUCUCAACCACCCCCCCACAAAAAAAAGAGCAGCCCUUCAAAAGUCUGAAAGAAAUUUAUUUUGACAUUAAGAUCAAAUGAUUUCUGCUGGCACAGUGGUACAUGCCUGUAAUCCCAGCAUUUAGGAGGUGGGCCAGGGGAAUCAGGAGUUCAAAGCUAGCUUACAUGAGAAGAAACUUAAUGUCUUGAAGAAAACAAAAAUAAAAUAUUUUAAAAUGAAAGAUCCUGCUACCAUCUUUGCUACACCAACUUCUGUCUCUGUUUUCAGAAGACUCCCAAGUAGCAGACAAUAAAUGGACUUCCAGUUAGGUCACAGGAGGAUCACAAGUAACUUUUUCUAUCUAGUGUGAAGCCCAAACUUGAAUGUUUGUAAAAUUAAAAAUCCAGAAACCUCCCCCCCCCCCCCAAAAAAAAAACAACAAAGCAGAUUCCCCACAGGACACGGAGAGGUAUAGUUCUUAGGAUCCUAGACUAUGUAAGAAAAGUGACCUGAGAACACUGGACUCUAACUCAGAGUGCUAGGACACUGGGCCAGAAAAUAAAGUAUUAAUAUUUACUGAAUCUAGAUCCAAACUGAUAACCUGAGCUGUCCCGUACUAGAAAAUAAUCAGCUGUGUUUCCUAAUUCAGAGAGUCCUAGAAGGGGCGAUAAGACUACACGCGGGCAACACUGUAUUUCUGGCAUACGCAGAGUGCAUUGCUUACCAGGUUGGGAAAUGUUUGAAGAAUAAGCAAAUGAGUGAUGACGAACUUAAGGCUCACAUUUAAAAAUAGCUUUUUGCUGACUCCAUGCCCCAACUGUUGGUUCAAAGAAGAAAAGAACACACAAAUAUCUGAAAUAUUGUCUAAAACUUUAUUUCAAAGUUAUCCAUCUCGCUAUGAGUAAGCUGUGUGGUUAAUGCUCCGUGCCAAAAUCGCCAGGCUUGCCCAUUGCCGGCAAUGGACUCUGAGAAAACCCACUUCUUGGCACCCAAACAUUAAAUUACUCUUUUCCAAACAUACAGAACUCUCAAUACUUGCGAAAGAAUUACAUGCACCACUUCCCCACCAUUCUUUAAAUCUGAACUUACAUUAUUCUUCUAUAGCAGUGGAUGUUAAAAUGAAAUCAUCUUAACCAAUUAAAACUGUACAAAUCAAAAUCCUACUGGUUAAUAGUGACAAUAUUUUACAAAUGCUACAUUACAUAUUACUUUGCAAUCUGAAACAUCACACAUUUAUGUGUUUAUUUUAGAUAACUGAAACUUCACAGAAUCGAACAGCAAAUAAAGUUAAAAAAAUUUAGUUCUGUACAUUAGUUCCAACUAUCUCUAUUUUACAGUCUAUGAGGCUCAUGUCAUUGUUCAGCACCAAAAUCACCCAGAGAACUUUCUAAUGAAUUUUCUUAUUCAUCUCUUGUGGUAGUUUUUUGUUGUUUUAAAAGUGAAAGUUAAGGAAAAAAUGUUGUGAGUUCUACUUCUAGAUCUUGAAGAGAAUAUUUCUUUUGGCUGGUCAGACUAUGUGAAAUUUUCACUAUGUGAAAAUGUGGGUUAUAUUUUCUUAUUUUCAUUGGACAGAUAAAAAAACAAACAAAACACAGAAAUACACAAACCACACAGAAAAAAAUGUGUCUGGUGAACUUAAGCUGUCAGCCUAUAAACUGGACCUGUAACACUGUGACCUAAUAAUGCCCUGCCCCAUCCCUCCUACUGGACAUCUGAUCCUUGCCAGGAGGGGCUUAGGACUGCAGCAAGCUCCCUCACACCAGCCACCAGGAACCGGCUGGACCCAGUUCCCCAGCUGUGUCCACAGCGCCCAGGUGAACCUGGGCUGUGGCAGAGGCCUGCUCAGAGCCAGCAUCCUUUUGCUCACGUGAUCACGGCUAACCUUUCUCACUGAUGCUUCCUCCAGAUCCUAGGACUUGUCUCUCUUCAGGAUUUACAAGUCUUCGAAAAAGAUAGCAUUUGCCUUGCCAUUUUCAAGCAGGGUUUGUGCGUAACAUUUAAAUUCCACAAUCCCCAACCUAGAAAAGUUUUUCAAAAGCUACAGGUACUUUUAUUUGUUAAAGUAUAAAAUUCUUACACAAUAAAAAAAAAAAAAAAAAAAACACCCAAUUUUUCAAA
This is a messenger RNA of Peromyscus californicus insignis, 8451 nucleotides long. It is a transcript of the gene Nim1k, whose product is annotated as NIM1 serine/threonine protein kinase. Gene Ontology annotation, biological process: intracellular signal transduction; microtubule cytoskeleton organization; protein phosphorylation. Lineage: Eukaryota; Metazoa; Chordata; Mammalia; Rodentia; Cricetidae. Gene Ontology annotation, cellular component: cytoplasm. The transcript has 4 exons. The coding region runs from base 997 to 2310 and encodes 437 amino acids. The record is from RefSeq and is a predicted model, not a curated record. Gene Ontology annotation, molecular function: ATP binding; protein serine/threonine kinase activity; tau-protein kinase activity.